ACGUAUUUUGGUUUUGAUGUGAGUAAAAUAAAAGAUCCACUGAGAAGACAGGCAUUAUUAACAAUGAUCAAAACAUACGGUCAGACACCAAAACAACUGUUCCGUUCACCACAUCCUGGUAUACAGAAAUCAAGCGAGGGAAUCCUGUCUCAAAUAUUUCUCAAUCCUAGCUCUGACUUAGAGGAGAGAAGUAGAACGUAUGUGCCACGACCAAUUAAAACAGUAUCUGGUUUAAAAUGGGGUAACUAUGUGGGGUCACCAGAAUUUCUACCCCCUGUACCCACCUGGAUGGAAAGAUAUCCAACUAGAAUAACCAGCAUGGUGCCUGUUUCUGCUGGGGUGGUGUUUGGCGUCCCUGAAAAAUCCUGUGUUAUAGUCCUCAAUUCUAAGGCCAAAG
Messenger RNA from Lottia gigantea (owl limpet), 397 nucleotides. RefSeq lists its product as hypothetical. Gene Ontology annotation, cellular component: cytosol; membrane. The transcript has 2 exons. The record is from RefSeq and is a predicted model, not a curated record. Gene Ontology annotation, biological process: intracellular protein localization. Lineage: Eukaryota; Metazoa; Mollusca; Gastropoda; Lottiidae. Gene Ontology annotation, molecular function: protein kinase binding. The annotation marks the transcript as partial.